Messenger RNA from Vitis riparia (riverbank grape), 871 nucleotides. RefSeq names its product 50S ribosomal protein L17-like. Gene Ontology annotation, cellular component: ribosome; large ribosomal subunit. Gene Ontology annotation, molecular function: structural constituent of ribosome. The transcript is spliced from 6 exons. Gene Ontology annotation, biological process: translation. Bases 64 to 546 code for a protein of 160 amino acids. Lineage: Eukaryota; Viridiplantae; Streptophyta; Magnoliopsida; Vitales; Vitaceae. The record is from RefSeq and is a predicted model, not a curated record.
UCGGUUUCAGAAUCAUUCCCACAUCAGACCAAGGGAUUCUCUCUUUCCAAAUCUCUCAUCGCCAUGACGAAGUUCAGAAAGCUUGGUCGGCCUACUGGCCAUAGAAUGUCCAUGCUCAGAACAAUGGUGUCGCAGCUGGUGAAGCACGAGCGCAUUGAAACCACCGUUGCCAAGGCUAAAGAGAUCCGGCGGCUUGCUGAUAACAUGGUACAACUUGGAAAAGAGGGUUCUCUUUGUGCUGCAAGGCGUGCAGCAGCCUUUGUGCGAGGGGAUGAUGUCAUUCACAAGCUAUUCACUGAACUGGCUUAUAGAUACAAAGAUAGAGCUGGCGGAUAUACAAGAUUACUUCGAACUCGCAUACGAGUUGGUGAUGCUGCACCAAUGGCCUAUAUUGAGUUUAUAGAUAGAGAGAAUGAGCUUAGACAGUCAAAACCUGCAACACCUCAGCCACCACAGAGAGUGCCCUUGGAUCCCUGGACAAGAUCCCGUCUCUGCAAGCAGUUUGCUCCCCCUAAGGAGGAUAAGAGCUCUGAUCCUGAGAUUUGAAAUGAGUUGAUGGCUUGUAAUAAGAUUUUGUUCCAUUCUUUCCUUAGCACAUGGCUGAAACCUGUGCUUCAAUUAAGUUUAUGGGGAUUGCCAUUCAUGGCAAUGUAUCAAUCUCUGUUCCCUGAUCAGCCAUUGUGAGAACAUAAAUGGGGAUUAGUGCAGUGCAGAUCGGUAGCAUGUUUGGAUUUGGAUUGAUAGGGCUAUAAAAUAUGGAGAUGAACCCUGUGGCUUUCUCGGAAGACAUUAGCAUGUUCUUGAGUGUCAUUAAUAAGUUGUGACUGGUUUAUCUGAUUAAGCUUGUUAUACAUCCAGAAUAUUUUGCACA